Messenger RNA from Bursaphelenchus okinawaensis, 1417 nucleotides. The record is from the annotation of a GenBank genome assembly. Lineage: Eukaryota; Metazoa; Nematoda; Chromadorea; Rhabditida; Aphelenchoididae.
AUGGUCGAAUUUGAUGAGCUCGUCGAAAGAGGAAAAGAACUUGGAAAAGAUGGUGUGAAUUUAGGACGAGUAAGUUUUUAUUCCAGUUCUAGCUCAGAGCCUUAACCUUAGCCUAGAGCGCUAGGCCAGAGCCCUAGCCCGGAGCCCUAGACCAGAGCCCUAGCCCGGAGCCCUAGACCAGAGCUCUAGCCCAGAGCUCUAGCCCAGAGCCCUAGCCCAGAGCCCUAGCCCAGAGCCCUAGCCCUGAGCCCUAGCCCAGAGCCCUAGCCCAGAGCCCUAGCCCAGAGCCCUAGCCCAGAGCCCUAGCCCAGAGCCCUAGCCCAGAGCCUUAAGUUGAGCACUUUAACUACUUUAGCCUAAAAACCCGUACUUGCCUUUAAAACCUUACGCUUUUUUUAAAAAAUUUUUACCCUGCCUAAAUCAUCGGCCUUUACCUUAAAAAUCACUACUUUACCCUGCCCUAAAAACCGAUCCUUACCUUUAUAACCCCACCCUUACCCUUAAAAUCUCUUCCCCCCCCCCACUUACUUUUAAACCCCCCCCCCUUAAAAUACCUUAAAAACCCCGCCUUUACCUUUAAAACUUUACUCUUACGUCUACCUUUUAUAACUCUACCCCUAUCUAGAAAAAUCCACCAUUAUUUUAUAGUCUACUCCUGACUCAAAAAUGCGCCUGUCUCUACCUUACCGUAGCCUCAGCUCUUAACAUUACCUUACCUACAGUAGCCUGUACCUCACAACAGGCUAUACCAAAACGUUUUUUAUUUUAGGACAAUCUUUUGGGAACUACCGCCGCCGAUCAAUCCUUCACUGAUGUUCUUAUAGAGUGAGUUUUUUUUUAAGUGUUUAUUUUUUUUGGCUAGGUCUAUUUGAUCUUGUUUUAAAUUCAUUUUUGUCAAUUUUUUAAAUUUUUGGCUGGGUUUUUUAAUAUUUUUCAUUAAUAUUGAAAUUAAAAUUUUUUUUAAAAUUUUUUUAAAUUUUGUAGAUUUUUAUUGAUUUUUUUUAUUUUUAAAAAUUUCGAAUUUUUUGAAAUUUUGAAAUCUUUAUUUAUUUUUUAUUUUUAAUUUUUUAAAUUUUUUUACACUUUUAAUUAAUUUUUAGAAAAAAUUUUUUGAAAUUUUGCAAAUUUUUAUUGAUUUUUUUUAUUUUUAAAAAUUUCUUGAAUUUUUUGAAAUUUCGAAAUUUUUAUUUAUUUUUUCAUUUUUUUUAAAUUAAUUUUUAAACCUUUAAAAAAUUUUCAAAAAAAUUUUGUGAUUUUUUUUUAAAUUUUUAAUGAAUCUUUGAAUUUUUUUACCUAAAACCCUAUUUUUUUCAGUAAUUGGUACUUUGUGGCUGGCGGUGUGGCUGUGCUUGUCCUAAUCCUUGUCUUGUCAGUGUGUUGUUGCUGCGCAGCAAAAAAGAAGAACCAACAACAGUAG